Messenger RNA from Aspergillus candidus, 3063 nucleotides. Its product is annotated as putative importin 13. Gene Ontology annotation, cellular component: cytoplasm; nuclear membrane. Gene Ontology annotation, biological process: protein import into nucleus. Gene Ontology annotation, molecular function: small GTPase binding. The coding region runs from base 1 to 3063 and encodes 1020 amino acids. NCBI's taxonomy places the organism in Eukaryota, Fungi, Ascomycota, Eurotiomycetes, Eurotiales, Aspergillaceae. The record is from RefSeq and is a predicted model, not a curated record. The transcript is spliced from 4 exons.
AUGUCGAUGAACAUCGCAGCCCAGGCCUCGGACGUACGGCUCCUCGUCGACGAGGCCCGGUCGCUCGUCUCGCAGCUGUAUGACCCGGCCAAUACGGGAAAUCCCGCCAAGAUCAAAGUGAUCCAGGAGCAGUUACAGGGGUUUCAGAAAGGUCCACAGGCGUGGCUGGUGGCCAACAGUCUGCUGAAUGAGGACCACACGGACUUGAAAUUCUUUGGUGCCUUGACCUUUACGGUCAAAAUCAAUCAAGACUGGCAACAAUUAAGCGAACAGGAGGGACAGGAAUUGCUGGGUCGACUAAUAGAUCACUAUGUCUUCCUGGUGAACGGAGGAGGACAGCCCUUCGUCGUACGGAAGCUGGCAACGAGCCUCGCAACCAUCUUUUUGAAGGCGAACUCCCCUUGGGCGCAUGCGAUUUGGAACCUUGCUGCGUCACUGGCGAAUGGGAAGUAUAUCUCAGAGGAACAGUGUCAGUCCGUUGACUUGCAGAAUGCCGUUCUUCCCGCCAUGGCAGAACGCCAGGUGAUGGCCUUACUGUAUUUCGCCAACAUUCUGGGGGAAGAGAUCAAUAAGUGGAGCUCCGAAUCUCGUCGGGGAGCCGAUAGUGAUCGGAUCUCCAAGAAUGCGCAGGAUGCCUUCCUCGUCGUCGAAUUUGUGCUCCGCCAUAUCGUGCAGCAGGAGGUUUCCGGAAAUCCUCUAUCUGACGGUUCGCUCGGGAUCGAGGCCAUCAAUGCUUUCCAUUCAUGGAUGGGAGUCCGAAGUGCUCUUCAGCUACGUGACACAAUACCUGCUUCGCAGCUGAGCUCUACCACGGACUACGUGAUCCAGAGUAUGAAGAUCUCAACUCUGUCCAAAACCGCGACGCAGGUCCUCGUUGAGCUCAUAGACUGGCGCGACAGCAUCUCCACCCCGGAGCAUCUCAAUGCCGUUUUGGAAUACAUUGUUAGCGACUUUGGCUCCAGCCAUAUUGCUGCACUGAUGGAGUCCGAUUUUGACGAAGACAACCUGACAUUUUUGGAGCUACUUCUGGCCUACUCAACGCUAAAACAAAGAGAAAUUCUGAUACAGCCCUUGGACGCGCAGCAUGAGAAGGUGGUUGCUCUUCUGCACAUGCUAUUCAAGGCUCCUGGAUACGCCGCAGUUGAUGAUACCGCUUCACCUUUGGCCCUGGAGUGGUGGACUGAGGUGGCCGAUGACAUGCAGGAGAUAUUCCUAGGCAGCGAAGAGCAGACGGGGCUGGGGGCCGCCAAACAGAACCUAGCCCGCGCGGCCAUGGACUGCUUUGAAAAGCUCAAGUACCCAAGCACCAAGGAAUUGAAAGGGUGGAAUGACGACGACCGCAGCGAGUUUGGUUCUUUUCGCCGGGACGUGUGCGAUUUCCUCCUGGCAAUCUACCCCAUGUUGGGGGUAGAAUUGGUGCAGGUAUUCCAGGAUAAAGCGAGAUCGUCCCUCAUACAGCAGGAUUGGGCAACCUUCGAGGCUGCCAUUUUCUGCAUCGCGCAGCUUUCCGAGGCGGUCGAUGAGAAUCAGCAUGCGGACGAAUGCCUCAAUGCGAUAUUCUUCUGCGACCAGUUUGCACAGCUCUGUGAGAGCGGGGGAUUGGCAAUCCCCGAUAAAGCUCGCCAAAGCUUGGUCGACACGCUAGGAAGAUACCAAUCGUACUUUGAACGCACCCAGUCCUUGCUUCCCCGCGUGCUCACCUUCCUCUUUGCGUCCCUAGACAUCGUGUCGUGUGCCUCCGCGGCAUCCAAAUCGAUAUCAUACCUGUGCAAAUCAUGUCGCAACGCCCUCACGUUCGAGCUCCCGGCGUUCGUGGAUCAAUUCGAGCACUUCCGGUACAAGCCCACUGCCACCGCCCAAACGAUGGAGAAGGUUCUUGAAGGCAUUGCGGCUAUCAUCCAAACUGUCCCUUCAGAUGAGGAUAAAUCCCAGUUUCUGCAGCGAAUCUUGACGUUUUUCCGUGAGCAAGCGGAGUUGGCACGUGAGGAAGCCAGCCAGGGAUUGGUUGACCAAGCUCGCUCGCGGGGACAGAUGUCGCUCCGCUGUAUCGCUAGUGUGGGAAAAGGCCUUCGAGCGGAUGGCGAAAUUGUCUUGGAUUCCGAUGAUGCCAGCAGUGCAGAUUCAUACCCUCCGACAUUCUGGAAUACAGGGAAUGGCGCAGCUUCGCAAACCUUAAUUAUGCAGUGCAUGCAGCUGCUGAUGACCGACUUUCCAUUGGACGUCUCCAUCAUCGAAGCGGCGUGUGACAUCCUCAAAGCUGGCUUCACGGAACGGACAGGCCCUUACGUAUUCCCACCCAUGGUGGCCGUUAACUUCGUGAAGAGCAUCCCGCUUGGCAGUGCUGGUACCGACAUGGUCAUGGCUACGGCCUCCGCAUUCUUGGCAUCCCACAGCGCACAUCCCCAAAAGGUGCGGGAAGAAACGGUAGCAUUGAUCGUGCAUGUGUACGAAACGUUCUGCUGGAUGCACGAAAAGCCAGAACUCUACGACCCCGAGGUUGCGAACAGUGGGAUUGACUUCCUGACCCGCCUGCUCCCCAAGUACCACCCCUUUCUGUUUACACUCACAUCUACGCCCCCGGGCGCGGCUCAGAGGCCACCGGUUCUCCAAGCGAUCCUCAACUUCACCCUUCUCUCCCUCCAAGAUACCGAACCGCUCCCCCUCCGCUCUGCGUCUCAAUUCUGGGUCAGCGUAGUGAAUCUGUCUGGAGAGGCUGAGCCCGUCAUGGGCGCGCUCAACGACUGCCUCCCUGCCCUGUGUCGGAUCCUGAUCACGCAAGUCUCCGGUCGGUGUGCGCGAUCCGACCUGGAGCAUCUCUGCGAGGUGCUCCGGAGGGUCAUCUUCAAGCACCAGGGACUCGCCCGGCCACACCUUACAGCAGCACUCGCCGAGGUCGGGAACGAGCCGACCAAUCAGCACCAUCAUCCCGUCGUAUCGCCGGAGGAGAAACAGCGCUUCCUUGCGUCUCUGCUCGCUGCCCGGGGCGCCAAGUCACAGACGGUCCAGAUGACUCGGUCAUUCUGGGUAAAGUGUCGGGGAGCCGGCUUUGACUACACUGGGUAG